GUUGAAAGUUUGUUGGACAUUACCCCUCGACAUGCAGUUAGACUGUGAACUGCACUCUGCUGUGCAUUUUAACCCCUAAACAAAGAUACAGGACUGCUCGUGGUUUGUUUCAUUUAUUUGGAUUGAGAAUGGUCCUAACAGUGUAUUACGAUGUAAUGUCGCAACCAUGUAGAUCGGUGUUGUUGUUCUGUGAGGUUAACGGUAUACCGUACGAGAAGGAAGUCGUAUCUAUUGGCAAAGGGGAGCACAUGUCAGAAGAGUUCAGCCAAAUUAAUCCAGAGAACAAAUUGCCUGCAAUAAAAGAUGGUCUGUUCUGUCUCAGAGAAAGCGUUGCUAUUUUGAAGUACUUGGCAGCGAAAUACAACACUGCAGAUCACUGGUAUCCACGAGAUCUGCAGAAGAGGGCAAAAGUGGAUGAGUAUCUCGCUUGGCACCAUGGUAACACCAGAAAGGAUGCAAUAUUUGUAUUCUGGACUGAGGUGCUUAUUCCACGAAUGAGGGGCACAGAGAUAAACCAGCCAAGACUAAAAAAAGCAGUUGCUGCAUUUGACAACACAAUGGAUAAAAUUGAGAAAAUAUUCUUGAAAGAUCAGAAAUUUCUUUGUGGUGAUGACAUCACUCUUGCGGAUAUAAUGGCAGUACCAGAGUUCUUGCAGCUGACUGCUUCAGGUCGAGAUAUUGCUCCAGACAGUCCAAAAAUUAAUGCAUGGAUUGAGAGAGUGCGGUCAAGACUACAGCCAUUUUUUGAUCAAUUCCACACACCAAUAUACAAGAUGAGACAAAAGAGACUGGCAGCAAAAGAAUCAAAACUGUAAAUAAUGAUUCAGAUUUCAUGCAUCACAUGACUGGGUGUUGUAUAGCCAACCAAGUACCAAGUAUAAUAGAUGUGUACACCUAAAAUAGCCCA
Molecule: messenger RNA, 907 nt
Organism: Saccoglossus kowalevskii
Lineage: Eukaryota; Metazoa; Hemichordata; Enteropneusta; Harrimaniidae
Product: glutathione S-transferase theta-1-like
Biological process (GO): glutathione metabolic process
Cellular component (GO): cytoplasm
Molecular function (GO): glutathione transferase activity
Source: RefSeq, a predicted model, not a curated record